AUGCAGGACAGUUCGUUCUUGAAUGCCUUCGAUAUAAUAUCGCAUUUUUCCGGUUUUGAUCUGUCCGGUCUGUUCAGUAACAAUGGUAUUCAUAUCAUUAGUGAAAUGUACAUAUCAGCUGAGUAUCCAAGGAAAAUAAUUGAGAAAAUUGAGGAGGUGGCUAAAGAGGAAGGCAUGAAGGUGACGAAGAAGGAAAAGGGGAUUAGACUUCUGGGGAAUUUCCUCGUGAUGGUGGAGAUUAACCGGUUAACGGAAGAACUGGUGAUGGUGGAGGUGAAAAGACGUGGACUUGGUCGUGAUAUAUGGAAGGAGAAAUUCAAACCACAGCUGAGUGCUUUGAUUUAUCAGUCGGAGAGGCAGGUUCGCCGGUGA
This is a messenger RNA of Fraxinus pennsylvanica, 372 nucleotides long. NCBI's taxonomy places the organism in Eukaryota, Viridiplantae, Streptophyta, Magnoliopsida, Lamiales, Oleaceae. The record is from the annotation of a GenBank genome assembly.